AAACCCCAGCUAUAAAAGCCAUAACUCUCCAACAACCCAUCUGCCCCACACUCACUUCGUUCUCUCCGCCGUUUUAGCAUUUCCUCUCAUUUCUUUCCUUUUUUUUUUCUCUUCAGCACGCUUAAAUGGCAUCCAUAGCUGGUUCAUCAAUCUCCAUGCAACCUCGCCACACCCUGGCUACAACUAGGGUUUUUGGGUUGAAAUUGGUUUCAUUUAUGAACCAGGGAAGAAGCAGCCUCUCCUUUAGGUUGCAUCCAAUGCCUGCUCGCUUGCGGAUUUCCUGUGCUGUUGAGAUUGUGAUGGGACUUGAGGAAGAAUUUGGAAUCACUGUGGAAGAGGACAAUGCUCAAAGCAUCACAACUGUUCAGGAUGCUGCAGAUCUCAUUGAAAAGCUCUGCAGCGAGAAAGGUGCCUAGAACCAAUGACCUAAAUCAGAAGUUCAUUUGCCGAUAUUGAUGUUACUUACUAGCUUGCAACCUCUAGAGCAUUUGGCAAAAUCUUGUUGUGAACUCAAGUCCAUUUAUUUGUUCAAUCUAGGAAAACUCGUAAAGUUGUUGGGAUUUUUAGUUAAUUUGUGGAUUUAACUUGGUGUUGUAAGUCUACGAAAUACUAUUUGAUCUGAUCGUGUGACUUUUUUAAAUUGGUAGUGACUCAUAGAACUUUUGUUUCCUUAAGCUGCACGUAUGGGUAU
Durio zibethinus is the source of this 691-nucleotide messenger RNA. Lineage: Eukaryota; Viridiplantae; Streptophyta; Magnoliopsida; Malvales; Malvaceae. The record is from RefSeq and is a predicted model, not a curated record.